This is a messenger RNA of Drosophila ficusphila, 1309 nucleotides long. It is a transcript of the gene Vsp37A, whose product is annotated as vacuolar protein sorting-associated protein 37C. The coding region runs from base 265 to 861 and encodes 198 amino acids. The record is from RefSeq and is a predicted model, not a curated record. Gene Ontology annotation, cellular component: ESCRT I complex. NCBI's taxonomy places the organism in Eukaryota, Metazoa, Arthropoda, Insecta, Diptera, Drosophilidae. The transcript is spliced from 5 exons. Gene Ontology annotation, biological process: protein targeting to membrane; ubiquitin-dependent protein catabolic process via the multivesicular body sorting pathway; protein targeting to vacuole.
GCCAACCCCGCAACACUGGGUAGAACCGUCAGAACAGAGGAUAAUGAAACGCCGAUCGGGGCAAACAAAGCCAACGCUCCCGAUCCGAAGGCAAAUUCUGGAAAGAUUAGGAAACCAGCAGAAGGAAAUUGGCCGGGGUCGCCAACUCCCACUGGAGGUCACAGGGUGCUCCAGUUCGUGCCGACGACCCUCAGCAUUAAAUUUAAACCUGAUUAAUCCAACGCACAUCUACUGAAACUUGUAAGCCGGGACUGGAAAGCAAAAAUGCCCACCACCCAGCACUCACCGCAAGGUCACGCCCAAGCUCAAGGACUUCAAGGACACGAUGUCAAGGAGACGGCGGACGCUGGCGAAGCGGGCAACAUGCCCAAUCUGUCCACUUUAUCGCUGGACGAACUCAAACAAUUAGACAGAGAUCCAGAGUUCUUCGACGACUUUAUCGAAGAAAUGUCUGUGGUGCAGCACCUCAACGAGGAGCUGGACUCUAUGAUGAACCAAGUGGAGAACAUAUCAAGAGAAAACGAGUCCAAGGGCAGUCAUUUGGUGGAGCUUAAGCGACGCCUCAGCGAUGAUUACACGGCUUUAAAAACUCUGGGCGAAAAAUGCGACCAGCUGAAUAAGAAAUACUUGAAAAAAUCUGAGGAAUAUGCACCCCAGCACAUAAGGGAACUCCUUCAGAUUGCUGCUUCUAAUGCCGAUGCCGACUGUGAUCGGCAUGUGGAGCACUUUCUGAACGGAAAGAUUGACGUGCAGACGUUCCUCAACACCUACCAAAGCUCCAAGAAGAUCAGCGCCGAGCGCAAAGCCAAGGAAGAGCGCCUAGGCACACAGCUGAGUGCCCUGGAGCGGGCCGGAAUUUAGGCUCGAUCGAGGAACACAUUGGCUGUGCAGUCCACUCAAUGUUAUCUCAACUCACUCGUCCAUCCAUUCGCUACGAGUCGCAAUAAUAGAGUCUAAGCAGGAUAAUCAACAAGGAAACCCGAACAGAAAAUAUAUGGUAAAGGGCGAUCCCCGCGAUCCCCGCCAGAACAGAAAGCAAAAGUGUGGAAGAAACGCCGCGAUAAGAGCUAGUUGUACGCUAUAUUUAAAAACAUGUUAAUCGGUAGAGUGGCUUGUAAUUCUAAUUAUACUCCUAGAACGAAACGCCUGUGUGUUGUAUCCCAAAUCCAAAUCCAGUCCCCCCCAAGUUCAAAUCGCAUGUAUUACCCAUAGGCUACAAUUGUAGUAGGUCCCCUUUUUUUGUCCCAAGGCCAGCCGAAUCGAUAUAUAAUUGUACAAUGUAUAUUUAAUAAACAUGAUUUAUCUGAAA